AUGCAGGUAUUUUGUCCCGACUCGGAGCAAACGCUCGACCCAUGGACGGCAUUCUCUGAUUGCAGCUUCCAGCCGAGUCUUGCCCGCGCUCUGGCCGCAUUGGGCUUCGAGGCCCCCAGUCCCAUUCAGGCGUAUUGUUGGCCGUUGAUCUUGAGCGGCAGGGACGUUGUGGGCGUGGCAGAAACAGGCAGUGGAAAAACUUUGGCUUUCCUCGUGCCUGUAACGCCACCUGCGGCUGGCAACAAGACUGCCAAUCCAGCGAUGCUUGUGCUUGCACCAACCCGUGAGCUGGCAUCGCAAAUUGAAUCCGAGGCACAGAAAAUUGGCCAGGUGUUAGCAAUCCGCAGCUGUUGCUUGUACGGUGGUGUUGAUUUCAAGCGUCAGAUCAAAGACUUGAGUCAAACACCUGCUCUUGUGGUUGCCUGCCCUGGGCGGUUGAAAGACAUGGCGGUGAGGAAACAUAUCUGUCGUUUGAGUGAUACUUGUUUCUUGGCCUUGGACGAGGCAGACCGAAUGCUCGAUAUGGGCUUCGAGGAGGACGUGCGUGACAUUGUAGGCUUACUGCCCGAGAGCCGGCAAACGGUGCUCUUCACCGCGACUCUACCGAAGAACGUGCUCAACAUUAUAGGCUGCUUCACCAAAAAUGCCAUAAGGGUGCAUCAGAGGGGGCACGAGGGGGCGAAGUGCAACCCGAGGGUCUCGCAGGACGUCCGCGUGUGCUGGUCACAGGCAGAGAAGAUCGCGGCUCUCCUGGGCUUCCUCGGGACGCUGCCGGCUGGCAGCCGGGUGCUCGUCUUCGUAAACACCAAGGCUGCCAUCAGCGAGGUCUGCAAGGACCUGCGGCACGCGGGCCUUGCGCCCGUGUCUCUCCACGGCGACCUCGAGCAGUCAGAGCGAGAGCGAGCUCUGAAGGAGUUCCGGAGCGGGGACAGCUGCCUGGCAGUGGCGACGGAUGUCGCGUCUCGUGGGCUGGACGUGCGCGACGUCCAGGGGGUGGUAUGCUUUGACGCAUCGAAGGACACAGACACCCACGUACACCGUGUCGGGCGCACGGGGGGGGCAGGAGCGAGCGGCAAAGCGCUGACCCUGGUCCAGAGCAGCAAGCGCGCCGACCUUCGCAUGGCGCAGUGCAUCUUCGGCCUCAUGGGGGAGAACGGGCAGACUGUGGAUCCGAAGAUUGUGAGAGAAGUGGAAGCGUGCCUUGAUAAAAAGAUGGACGUUGUUGAGGAUGGUACAGGCCUUCUCAUUGCUGCAGACAGCUCCGACGAAGAUGAUGACAGUGACGGUAGUGACAGGGAUGUGUCGCUCGAGGCAGCCAUCUGGAGUCCGUGGUAUAAGCGGAGUUGCGACUUCUCUGCUGAUGCCACACUGACUCCUUCCUUCAUGGCGGGUGCAGCAGGGGCAUCGGGGCUGAUGCGGAGCUUAUCCGUUCCAGUUUGCUCUGGCGCUUCUGACAUUGGAUCUGUGCUCAGCGGGACUACUUAUUUGCAGAACGAAGUGGAGCACAUGUUCGGGCACGCGGCGGCGAGGGACAUUUCAGCGAAAAUGUGUAACGACACCGUGCGCUCAGGAUGCAGGCUCCUGACGCACGACCAGAGCAGCACCAACGCUUUCAAGCCGUACCGUUGGAUGGUAUUCCGGCGAGUGCCUCUGACAGAUAUUGCCAGCAUGUUUAACCAGUUUGCGCCUAUUCAUGGAAGUGUUGGUCGAGAUUUCGUGUGGCACGUCGUGGUGCAUGAACUUGCACGCACGCGAGCUGGAAAGGUCCGUGUGGUCACCAAUUAUUUCAAGAGCAACAUCAGCCUGGUCUACGAUUACAUCCGGGAUGCCUUUCAGCUCCUGGAUGAAGACGAUCCAGCGAUCAUUGAAGCAGCUAUGUCCACUGAGUCUGUUGUGACAGUUCUUCGGCUAUACUUCGAGACAGGUGACACCCAAAACCCCAGGUUCUACCACAACAUGACGAAAGUAAAUCUUUGGCCUGCGGGCACGCUUCUUCAUCAUUGUUGCGAAAGUGGGUUCAGCAGGUGCGUGGCAUAUUUGUUGAACCAGCAUUCGCCGCAAACGGCUCCAAGAGAGAAGCCUUGGUUUCAAUUGGCUGAUCCAUUCUAUUUGGAACCUUCGUGGAAAAAUUCAGCGUUCCACUCCGCUGCAUGGGCAGGCCAGAGCGAGGUGAUGAAUGAGUUGGUGCGCUGGUGCCGCAGCCAGCAAUGUGUCUCCAAGAUCAGGCACUUGUGCGACAAGAAGGGGAACAGCCCACUAGACCUUGUAGAGCUUAGGAUCAAGAACAUGCAGUGGAGAUCUGGUCAGGACGCCAGCCGCUACAACGCCACAUUUAACAGCUUGGCUCCUAUAUUUGGGCGGACAAGUCUCAAGCAUGUUAGCGGCCAAGCGUUGGAGUUGGAGCGUUCCAUCUUGACCACGGAUCACCUAGAUCAGCGCCAUCGUCUAGAGCUGCCAAGUGGAGAUCUGUCUUUCAAGGAUUUGGUCCGCGUCGUUACCAUUUAUGGGAAUCUACUCAGCGGCGAGGUUGACACUCUCUUGUUGAGCAGGGUUGACAUCAAGCCGCUCAGUUCUGGAGAGGACGAGCAAAGCGUCUGCCGUGAGUUCGUAUCACUGGCGCGCUCGUGCCGGCGGGUCGCAUUCGUGAAUUGCUAUGUGCAUCCUGCCACGUCUAUCCACAUCUGCCGGGCAGUGUCGCACCAGCUCCUAAAGCUACGGGACGGCGUGAAGGUCACUUGGGAGUCCUUCGCUUUCCCUUCCUGGUUGGUAUGUUCCUCGACCCUCUGGGGGGUGAGGCCAAAAGGCUUCAAUGAAAUCUCGCUUGGGCACCAGCGCGCUGAAAACCGAACGUCAGAACACGUUGUUUCAAGCAAGUUUCAGGUUCAGUUUAAUCUGGUUUGA
Molecule: messenger RNA, 2901 nt
Organism: Prorocentrum cordatum
Lineage: Eukaryota; Dinophyceae; Prorocentrales; Prorocentraceae
Source: the annotation of a GenBank genome assembly